AUGUCCUUGGAAGAAAAAAGAGCAAUAUUGGAGGAUUUAGACCGGAUGGAAGAUGCCAUCUCAACUCGAUUCUGUAAGUAUCCUGAACUGUAUCAGCAUUCGCAACUUAGGUCAUCAGAUAUUCCAUCUUCUCGCGUGGAAUUAUUGGCUAAAACAGUAUUACUGAGACUUGAAAUAAGACAUUUCUUGGACAGGAGAAGAUUUCAAUUGCGAAGAUUAAAAUCGCUAUUACCUUAUCAAGAUCACUGGGAAUGCUUGAGUGGAUUUGAUGACAGUUAUAAGCUUCUCUCAAAGAAACAUGAUCGAUUGCUACAUUUAGGAUUGAAUGUUAAUGAUAUCGAGAAAGAAGAACUAGAUAAAUAUGCUUUCAUGUCGGGUGACAAAGGUGAAAAGCCCAACAAAAGAAGAAUAUUGAGCGUCUAUGCCAGGGAUCUUAAACUAUCGUCAAUAUUCAGCCCUAAAGAGGCCCUAGGUAAAACUUUGGAUUUGAGCGAGAAUUUCAAGGAAUGGUUAAAUUUGCCGAAAAAGCAAUCUUCAUAUGAGGGAACUUUGCCAUCAUAUGUGGACUACCUUUCAGAGCUUGCCAAGUUUGAUUGCAAAACCUAUGAUAAGGACUCUAUUCAAUAUAAGACCUACAUAAAGAACCUGGUCGAGUAUCUGUCAAGUUUUUAUAUUAAAACUCGUCCUUUGAGUAGGCCUGAAGAUGACAUCGAUCAAGUCAAGAAGUCUUUUUCGUCCGCUUUGAUUGACAGAGAUAGUGUUCAUUGCCUGAUUUGCAAGAAAGAUUUUGCUAAAUUGUCUGUAUUCAAUUCUCAUUUGAACGGUAAAAAGCAUAAAAAGUCAUUAUCAAGACCCGAGACUUAUCAGACUGCUUUGAACGAGUACAUGGUGCUUGAAAUUAUCAAACGUCUCAACAAGGAGCUUGAAAACACAAAAAAAGAAGUUGAGAGGUAUUCUUCUUUAAGUUUGAGAGAAAAGGAGCUUGAAACUAAUGAUGCAAGGAAUCUUUCUGAUUACGAAUAUGAAACUCUUGCUGAUCUUCAUACUGAGUACAAUAGUGAUGACCAAGGAGAUUUUCAUCAUUACGGCAAUGAUGAAACUUUGCCAAUCGGUCCGGAUGGAAAACCGAUGCCAUUGUGGCUGUGGAAACUCAAAGGUUUCGACAUGGUGUUCACAUGCGAAAUCUGUGGGAACGCUAAAUUCAAGGGUAAAGAAGUGUUUAGCAAUCAUUUCAUAGAGCCAAGGCAUUUGCAUGGACUGAAAAUGCUUGGCAUUAUGGGGGAAUAUAAUGCAUUUCGAGACUUGAAUAAAAUUGACGACGUCCUCAAGCUCUCCAACUAUUUGGAGAGAAAAAAGAGGAAUGCUGCACAAUACAGAGAUGAUGGUGUUGAAGUUGAAGAUGAAGAGGGUAAUGUUAUGAGUAAAAAAGUCUAUGACCAGUUGAAAAAACAGGGUUUAAUUUAG
Molecule: messenger RNA, 1464 nt
Organism: Ogataea angusta
Lineage: Eukaryota; Fungi; Ascomycota; Pichiomycetes; Pichiales; Pichiaceae
Exons: 1
Coding region: 1-1464 (487 amino acids)
Biological process (GO): mRNA splicing, via spliceosome
Cellular component (GO): spliceosomal complex
Molecular function (GO): RNA binding
Source: RefSeq, a predicted model, not a curated record